AUGGCCUUCAAGACAGAGCAGGUGCCGGGAGCCGCAUGCUCUCUUUACACCAGCUUGUGGGAUUUUCAAGCCCGGACUGAAACGGAGUUGACUUUCCAAGCAGGGGACCUGUUCCAGGUGAUUCAGAAGACCGGGGAAUGGUGCUGGGCCAAGCAAGUGGAUGCUGUGGGGGGAAGAUACGAAGAAGGCUACGUCCCCUACAGCUAUCUCGCCAAGAAGGAGACGGUAGAGACGGAGCCAUGGUUUUUUGGGCAGAUCUCCCGUUCCGAAGCGGUGCUUCGGCUGAUGUCCAAAGAGAAUAACUCUGGAGCUUUCCUGGUUCGUAUCAGUGAGAAAAUCGGAGCAGAUUUCGUACUUUCAG
Molecule: messenger RNA, 361 nt
Organism: Protobothrops mucrosquamatus (brown spotted pit viper)
Lineage: Eukaryota; Metazoa; Chordata; Lepidosauria; Squamata; Viperidae
Product: protein-tyrosine kinase 6-like
Exons: 2
Molecular function (GO): protein binding
Source: RefSeq, a predicted model, not a curated record